AUGGAAGAGUUAAAAUUACCGGAAAGACUGUUUCACACAGGUUUUGAACCGAGUGGGCGCAAGCGAAUUAACAGCUAUUUCAACUUGAGAUGGAUCGAGGUGAUUAACCAAUGCAUAUCCACAGAGCAGAAGGAGAUAUUGGCAGACUCACAGUUCCGCCAAAUACUCCAUAUGGGACAGCAUACAUUCUCCGUUAUGUUCGUCCACCAGCUUCUAUGCAAGCAGUUGGUAACCCGCAAACUAUACGAGCUGUGGUGGACGUUUGCAGGGAAGCCCAUCCGCUUUGGAAUAGGGGAGUAUGAGUUAGUCACAGGGCUUAAUUGUUACAAGGCUACUAACAACACAUGCCUUGGAAGAAACUCAAUGGGGGGACACCGAAAGAAGAAGGGCAAAUAUGUCCCAUGUGAUGGAGCGGUUUGGAGAUCCUUGUUCGGAAGCGAGGAUAAGAUUACCCCUGAGUGGAUUAUAACCCGUCUUGCUAUGGGUGCGAAAUACAAAGACGCUGACACGCGGUUGCGUCUUGCAUUGUUGCUUUUGGUGGAAGGCAUUCUCUGCCCGACAUGUAUGGCAACCACAGUGAGACCGGAGGUUGUGGAGUUGGUCGGGGACAUUGACGCGUUUCUUAAAUACCCAUGGGGUCGAGAAUCGUUUAUAUUAACAGUUCGUAGCGUGAAGGCUCGGACGCCUGCGCAGUAUACGAACGACACGACCGCAGUUCAGGGGUUUGCCCAUGCCAUUAUCCUUGUUACUGCUUGCUGCUGCCCACAGAUUGUAGCUGAACCUGGAGGGGACUCUGAACUUGGGGAUGAAGAGCUAACUAUUGAAGAGAUUGUCAAAGGAGUGUGUGGUAGCAGUUUAAAAAUCAAUGUUGUUACAACCAGAAAUUUGGAAUUAACAGGCCAGGCAUCAGUUCGGUCUAUACUAUGUCCAGACCAUGACAUAGAACGGUUUGACGAUGAAGUUGACGAUUUAUCUGUCUCUCACAUGGUCUCACUUAUCAAGGAGGACUUCCCCUUCGAGAUUAACAGUUGGCUUGGGGGUGUUAAGGCAAACGAAGCUAAGAAACCUAAGUAUCCCUUGGAAGACUGUUUGGACGGACCGACCUUCCCGCCAGCCGGGAGUCAACCAACCAUUGCGCCUAGUGGUGAUGGUGGUGGCUCUACAAUGGAUGUUGAAGAUUGUUUGGACGGACCGCGUGGAAGUCAACCAACCCAUGCGCCUAGUGGUGGUGAUGGUGGUGGUGGUUCUACAAUGGAUGUUGAAAGCCUCCUACGACUUGCGACGGAUGCUUUUGAGGAACGUGCUGUGUCGAUGUUUGCAGGAUAUACCCUAAGUGUUAAAGACCAUUUUGACCAAGGGACUUCCUCUCUCAAGGAAUUGGUUGGGGCCGAGUUAGCCGAACUUAAGAGGAUGCUUCGACAUGACAAUGCGGAUGGCGCCAUUACAACAUCUACUGCGCCUUCGGCAGCAAAGCCUAAUGAUGGAGGGAUUGGUGAAGGUGGUCCCACAAAUGGUACAAGGCAUACGGAGGAAACACAAGAUGGUAGUCCAAAUGGGGAUUCUGCUCGGCAAGAAUUGUGUGUGCCUCCUACAGCAAGUGGAGAGAGGUCACCAGAGAAACCUGUCAACAAUGUGCUAUCAUUGGAUGCUAGGCCUGAAGCACCAAUCAUCCAUAGUAGUGAUCCUUGCUCCCCGGAUGUCCAACAGAUCAUAGCUUCAUCUCAUUUGCUUAAUGAUGAUGUUCUUAGGGACAUUGAGGACUCAACUUCUUUUUCGCUGAAUGAAGUCUCUACUGAACUUCCAAUGUUUAAAGAUCCAGGCAGGUUUGUUCUAACUUCUGUCGAGAAGGCACUCACGGGUGCUAGUGAGAGAGGGGAGUUGAGUUUAGCAGAGCCUAUAGUUAAGACUUUGGUUCCCCUUUUGGAGGAGCUGGCACGUGUUGCACCCUCUACUGAUCCUGGUCUACAGCAUGAUGCAACAAGAGUAGCACUUCAAUGGGCUAGGAUGAUGGGAAGUAGCGUUGAAAAGUCGCAGCUCGAGGCUUGGGCUUUUCUGCAGUUCAUCGUGGCGUUUGGACUGGUGAAACUAACUACACCAGAUCAAAAUUUACAGCUUGCCUCGCGUGUUGCUCACUUCAAACAUGCUCCAAAACUCUUUGAAUCUCUUGGUCUCACUCAUGCCAUCCCAAAUUUUGUCACAGAGCUACUAAACAAAGCCAUGCAUAUUCCUGCAAUCAGGUUUAUGCUUUACUUCAAGGUGGAGAACAACUUUUCUCCACUGGAGUUGUUGAAGGAACAGAUCAUCAAUCUCAGACUCUCAGCCAAGGAAAAGAGAACAACACAUGAAUCACAGGCUGAUGCUGCUACAAUGAGGGACAUAAUGGAACUCAUUGAAGACUUCAAGCUUGAAAUUGACAUUCCUGUGGAUCUUAUCUUCAAAUUCAUGGUUCCUAGAGAAAUUCAAACCCUUCCAGUUCAAUCACCUUCACACACAGUCUUUCAAAGCUCAUGCAUUGCCACUUAUGGCUCAAACCCUAGCCUUCCAGCAAGCUUUGAUGCGGCACCAGAUCAACCUGUUAACGUGGAAACGUAUGAAGCUGGUGGUUCAACUGAGUUCCAAGGUCAAUCUUCACAUCAAGCUGGUUCUAAACGUCCAAGGGUGGUGGAGGAUCCUGAGGGUUCUAGACCGGUGAUUAGACCUUGCUUCAAUCGACCACCAGGCUUUGGCAGAUUCUAG
Molecule: messenger RNA, 2736 nt
Organism: Brassica oleracea var. oleracea
Lineage: Eukaryota; Viridiplantae; Streptophyta; Magnoliopsida; Brassicales; Brassicaceae
Exons: 5
Coding region: 1-2736 (911 amino acids)
Source: RefSeq, a predicted model, not a curated record